AUGAGCAAGCCACCUCCAUCAUUUCCUUGGCGGUUUCAAAUGCAGCAACAAGAUAGCCAAUUUCAAAGAUUUUUGGAUGUUUUGAAGCAACUGCACAUCAACAUACCUCUGGAGGAAGCUUUGGAACAAAUGCCUAAUUAUGUGAAGUUCUUGAAGGAUACUUCGAGAAAGAAGAGGAGGCUUGGUGAAUUUGAAAUGGUUGCUUUGACUAAAGGUUGUAGUGCUAUUUUGAAGAAUAAAAUUCCUCCAAAGUUGAAGGAUCCAGCAAGGCCAACUACACUAACCUUGCAAUUAGCUGACUGUUCUAUGGUGCAUUCGGAGGGAAAGAUUGAAGACUUCCUAGUACAAGUUGACAAGUUCAUUUUUCUAGCUGAUUUUAUUAUUCUUGACUAUGAGGAUGAUAGGGAUGUAUCGAUCAUUUUGGGGAGACCAUUUCUUGCUACCGGAAGGACAUUUAUAGAUGUUAUAGAAGGAGAGCUCACUAUUCGAGCUCAAGACGAACAAGUCUCAUUCAAUAUUUUUAAUCCUAUAUGCUCUCCUAAUGAAGUUGAAGCUUGCUUGGCCAUGAGUGCUUCUAACUUCAAGUUGAUGGAAAAGAUGCAUGAAAGUCAUAGCAAAUGA
Molecule: messenger RNA, 621 nt
Organism: Humulus lupulus (European hop)
Lineage: Eukaryota; Viridiplantae; Streptophyta; Magnoliopsida; Rosales; Cannabaceae
Exons: 2
Coding region: 1-621 (206 amino acids)
Source: RefSeq, a predicted model, not a curated record